Molecule: messenger RNA, 485 nt
Organism: Drosophila subobscura
Lineage: Eukaryota; Metazoa; Arthropoda; Insecta; Diptera; Drosophilidae
Exons: 3
Coding region: 59-325 (88 amino acids)
Source: RefSeq, a predicted model, not a curated record
ACAGUUGAAAAACAAAAUUUCUUCUAAACAGUGCUCAGCCAGGAAUACAUUUUUAAAAAUGACAAAAGUUUUUGCAGUACUUUCAGUCCUGGCUGUGUUAGCAACAUCUAUUUAUGCCGGACCCGUGGAGAGGAAACCUCCAUUGCCCGCAAGUGAUCUCUCCACUGCCGAUUCCAUGGGCUAUGGCUACUAUGCGGUUCCUUUUCCUGGCUACUACAAUGGAUACGGCGGAUAUGGAGGGGGAUACAAGUACGGAGGAUACCACGGUUAUCGCAGCUAUGGAAGAACUUACUAUAGUCCCCAAAUGUAUCCCGUCUGGGGCUAAGACCGAUGAGACAGAUAUGAUCGUGACCUAAGAAAUUGUGAGAAAUUCCCUAAAAAUACUUCUGCAAAUUUUCGCCUAAUGCCAUGCUACGAGUGUUUGACCCCAGAAACAAUUAAGACAGCACCGGCAUAACUGCAAUAAAAGCAAACACUCUUACAUA